This is a messenger RNA of Racocetra persica, 193 nucleotides long. The record is from the annotation of a GenBank genome assembly. Lineage: Eukaryota; Fungi; Glomeromycota; Glomeromycetes; Diversisporales; Gigasporaceae.
GAGCUGGAGGUCUUCAAAGCUACAAUGGAAUACUUUCGGCAAGCUGCAAAUCGUUAUCAAACAAAACAACUAGAGCUUAUUGAAAACGAAAAAGCUAUUGAGUUGGCUAAAAUGGAAUAUAUCAAGGUUACCCAAACUCGAAACCACGUAAACAAUGAAGGUCCAUCGUUUAAUAACCGAAAAUCUGGCAGAU